Molecule: messenger RNA, 2079 nt
Organism: Suillus paluster
Lineage: Eukaryota; Fungi; Basidiomycota; Agaricomycetes; Boletales; Suillaceae
Exons: 7
Coding region: 1-2079 (692 amino acids)
Source: RefSeq, a predicted model, not a curated record
AUGGCGGACUCUCCUAUCCGACGACUUUCCACCGCUAGCUCAAACAGCAGCUUCAAGCGAGAAGAGGAUCUCAUCAAUGCCUAUGAAGCAGAGGAAGAAAGGAUCAUUAAUGUCUUGUCUCGUAAACUCGAGCAGCUUCGUGAGGAGAAAAUCCAACUCGAAAACGCUCUCGAGGCAGAGUCAGAAUCUCAUGUGAAUAGGCUUAGUCGGGAACUGUCUGCAUUGCGGCAGCAGCAGCAGCAAUCUGGAACGAAUGGGAUCACCACUUCACCAGACAACAGGGUGGGACUUCCAACGUUUAUGGCUGGUCGAGACCCUAUGAUCCCAAGUGCAGAAGUCAUGCUGGAAGCCAUGAGACGGGAAAACGAGCAAUUGCGCAACCGCCUAGUUGAUACAGAAAGAGACUAUGUGCGGGUGUCACGAUUAAAUGAAGUGUAUCGUGAAGAACUACUUGAACAUAGGAGACGGCUCGGUUUGUCAGUAGACAACCUAGUCGGCCUGUCCUCUGCAGAUCCGUAUUCGCAGCCUACACAUCGACGAUCUAUGUCUAAUCUAUCAUCGCCUAAUACAUCUGUGCCCCAGACUUCGCACGCAAUCCAUGGUGUCCCUAUUCCCCGGCCUUCGUCCUCGAUACGGCGCCCAUCGAACAAUAUGUCAGAAAGUAAUACACCAUUGUCGCAUUCUCCAUCCUCAACAGAGUCACCAUUCCCAUUCUCGCCUAUUGUUGGAACAAAUCCUGCAAGUUUUGUCAGUAAUGGGACGCAUAUGACGACGCCACCAUCGUCCGCUUCAUUAACAUCAAAUCCCCCAUCAACAUUCACUAUUCCUCAUAUGUUGUCUUAUCCCUCGGUACCACCGCCGUCGCUGUCUUCUUCGUAUGGAUCACCUAAUGUGUCUUACGUACCGCAUCGCGAUCACUCAAUGUCUCCUGUGGUACCUUUAAGUAGGCGCAGUUCGAACGCACGAGGAAGCAUUGAACGUCGCUUCGCGGAGCCAGUGACCGGUCGGAGUCAGAGCAGGCACGGGAGUGUCGAGAGGGGCGCACGCGUCGCGGAGACAGGGACAUUGAUUCCCCGCUCCCGUCGUGACAGCCAAAAUGUUUCAGUCACCGCAGAGGCGUCUACUGCGGCGGAGGGAAACGUAUCAAUGCCACCAACACCCCCAACACCGUAUUCAUGGGAGACGACGGAACUCAACAAUAAUCUUCCAGAACAACUUGAUCAUCAUCAUCAUCAGCCCGCUCAACACGCUUUGAAUCCACAGCACCAACCUCAAAAUGUAUAUGCCACGUCACCGUCUGUCAUUGAGCUUCAAGAACACGUACCCGUUGUCCCAAGUCAACACCGAACGCCAGGGACUUCCACGAGAAGACAAAAUGUCGUGUCUCAAGAUAUGAGACCUCAUAUACGCGUUGAUACGACACGUCAUAUGACGCAUAGCACUAGCCCACCGUCUGGCCCACCCUCUGCUGGCGAUGUGCAUUCAGUAGGACCAGUGCGGGCGAGAACAUCGUCCGCGCACAACAUGGUACACCCAUAUCGUCGCCCCCAUAGUGCGAACCCAAGUCGAGAUAAUCUACCUGUGAGACAGUCAAGUAGCAGUUAUGCAGCAAGUUUGUCUAUGCCGGCUCCUUCAAGAACUGCAGCCCAAACACCCAUUCCUGCCUCAUUACACAGGACCGCCAUCAUCAGCCCAUCCCAUGUCAUCCCACCUAUAUCAUCCAACGCGACUUUUAUACCUAGAGCCGAUUACUUCUUUUGCAGCGAGAGCAGAGUGUCAACAGCAUUGUUUGAACUUCCAGGAGUGAAGAAGAGCGAUUUGAAGAUCGAGUUAUCAAUGUGCCAGAACGGUGUGAAACAAUUGUCAAUCUCAGGAGAAACACGGCAACCACUUCUAGACGGCCUAAUAGCACUCAAAGAACGCAAGUAUGGCAAGUUUCGCAGGAUACUUCCCGUUCGUCAUGAUACCAAGAAGGAAGACAUCUCCGUCAAUUUAGAAGACGGCGUUCUCAUUCUUCGCAUAAACCUGGGGCCACCGCUCGAGUCUGAGCAGGAAUCAGAAAUUAUCCCUAUACCAUGA